UGGUGAGGCAGCACAGCCCCCUCUGAAGAGACCUCAGAGGUGCUUUGUGUGUGCCUCCAUCUGUAUGAGUGCAGCAAGAGGAUGAUGAAGGUCCAUUGUGUACUACUCCUCCUCAUCUCCUCAGCUGGGCUGGCCCGGGGCUAUGAGGACGAGACCCGCCUGGUGGAGGACCUGUUCAGUAACUACAACAAGGUGGUGCGGCCCGUGGAGGACCACCGGGACGCCGUCGUUGUCACCGUGGGGCUGCAGCUCAUCCAGCUCAUUAGCGUGGAUGAAGUAAAUCAGAUUGUGACAACCAACGUACGCCUAAAACAGCAAUGGACAGAUGUCAACCUCAGAUGGAAUCCAGAUGACUACGGUGGUGUAAAAAAAAUCCGCAUCCCCUCAGAUGAUAUCUGGCGGCCAGACCUUGUUCUUUACAACAAUGCAGACGGUGACUUUGCCAUUGUAAAAUACACCAAAGUCCUUCUGGAGCACACAGGUCUGAUCACCUGGACACCACCAGCUAUUUUUAAGAGUUACUGUGAAAUUAUAGUCACGCACUUCCCAUUUGACCAGCAGAACUGCAGUAUGAAGUUGGGAACUUGGACAUAUGAUGGUACAGUGGUUGUUAUUAACCCGGAGAGUGAUCGCCCAGACCUGAGUAACUUCAUGGAGAGUGGGGAGUGGGUGAUGAAGGAUUACCGAGGCUGGAAGCACUGGGUUUACUACGCUUGCUGCCCUGACACCCCUUACCUGGACAUCACCUACCACUUCCUCAUGCAACGCCUGCCUCUCUACUUCAUUGUGAACGUCAUCAUACCCUGCCUGCUCUUCUCCUUUUUAACAGGGUUAGUUUUUUACCUACCCACAGAUUCAGGUGAGAAAAUGACCCUCAGCAUCUCUGUCCUGCUGUCUUUGACUGUGUUCCUGCUGGUCAUCGUGGAGCUGAUUCCCUCCACCUCCAGCGCAGUGCCUCUGAUUGGCAAGUACAUGCUGUUUACCAUGGUGUUUGUCAUCGCCUCGAUCAUCAUCACCGUCAUCGUCAUCAACACCCACCACCGCUCCCCGAGCACGCACACCAUGCCCCCCUGGGUCAGGAAGAUCUUUAUUGACACAAUCCCAAACAUCAUGUUUUUCUCUACAAUGAAACGACCAUCAAGAGACAAACAAGACAAAAAUAUUUUUGCGGAAGAUAUUGACAUAUCUGACAUUUCUGGAAAGUCAGGCUCUAUGCCUGUCAACUUCUACUCCCCACUUACCAAAAAUCCAGACGUGAAAAACGCUAUAGAGGGAAUCAAAUACAUUGCAGAAACUAUGAAAUCGGACCAAGAAGCCAGCAAUGCUGCAGAAGAAUGGAAGUUUGUUGCAAUGGUGCUUGAUCAUCUCCUCCUUGGCAUAUUUAUGCUAGUUUGUUUUAUAGGAACAUUAGCUGUAUUUGCUGGUCGCCUUAUUGAAUUAAAUCAGCAAGGAUGAAUGUCAGAUGGAAACUAUUUGCUACCCUGAAGAUCUGAAAGCAUCCUAACCAUCAAAAUCUGGCCAGUCUCUGAAAGGUUCACUGACAGGAAUCAGUAACAGCUGGGAAAGAACAGGUAUAAUAAAACUUAAGGCUCCAUACGUCACACUUCUGAGCUGCUGCUCAGUAGCAUUUAAUUGCAAAAAGAAACACUUGUAUUACUGGUAAACUUGAACGGCUAUGGCUGUCAGCCAGGUUUUGAUCCAUUUCACCCUUUAUUAAAAAUCUCAAUGUAUUAAUAA
This is a messenger RNA of Lonchura striata (white-rumped munia), 1737 nucleotides long. RefSeq names its product cholinergic receptor nicotinic alpha 1 subunit (gene CHRNA1). Gene Ontology annotation, molecular function: transmembrane signaling receptor activity; acetylcholine-gated monoatomic cation-selective channel activity. NCBI's taxonomy places the organism in Eukaryota, Metazoa, Chordata, Aves, Passeriformes, Estrildidae. Gene Ontology annotation, cellular component: postsynaptic membrane. Gene Ontology annotation, biological process: monoatomic ion transmembrane transport. The record is from RefSeq and is a predicted model, not a curated record.